UCCAGUUCUUAAGGAUUUUACGCACCCAGACCAAUAUAAUUUUGGUGUGAACCAAGGAUCAAGUAGCUUCCAUGAGUUACACCCCCAGUUCGCGGGUUAUACACGUGGCAAAUUACAUGAACUAGUCAUGAAAUAUUUCAAGAGCAGGGAACUUACUUUAGCUAUAAAUGAGGUCUUGGAUCCAUGGAUUUCAGCAAAGCAACCAAAAAAAGAGUUUGAAGCAUACUUUUCUCACAAUUCAGCAUCUAGGAAUUUCCUGCCAGAAGAUGGUGGGUCUGCAAAAAGGGCAAGAUUGCUACCUGACCAGAGUGACGAAAAUAUUCAUUUGUCACAAGACAUUAUUGCUAGUCGGAAGGAGGACAUCUGUUUUGAAGAGUUAUGUGAUGGAGCAUCGUCUGUUGAUAAUGAUUCUGUGAAUCCCAGAGCAGGAAAUGCAAGCUGGGGUCUACUAAAUGACCAUCUGUUAGCAAGAAUCUUUCAUUUUAUGAGGGCAGAUUUGAAAUCACUUAUUUCUUCUGCAGCUACCUGUAAGAGCUGGAAUGCUGCUGCGAAGUAUUACAGAAACAUGUGUAGAUUCAUUGAUCUGUCUUCUGUUGGUCCUCUUUGCACUGAUUCGGUGUUUUGUGAUAUUAUGAUGCAGUAUCGAUCUGUAUUUUGGGGUACUGGUUGA
Messenger RNA from Zea mays, 670 nucleotides. RefSeq names its product histone-lysine N-methyltransferase ATXR3. NCBI's taxonomy places the organism in Eukaryota, Viridiplantae, Streptophyta, Magnoliopsida, Poales, Poaceae. The transcript has 3 exons. The coding region runs from base 128 to 670 and encodes 180 amino acids. Gene Ontology annotation, molecular function: protein binding. The record is from RefSeq and is a predicted model, not a curated record.